CGGGACACAGUCGCGGUCCUGCGGGCUGAGGAGCGACGGAAACUUCACUGCCGAAACAUGUCCGACGACGAGCAAGAGCAGACCAUAGCCGAGGACCUGGUGGUCACCAAGUACAAGAUGGGGGGCGACAUCGCCAACCAGGCUCUGCGUCUGGUCAUGGGAGCAGCCACGCCUGGGGUGUCUGUUCUCAGCCUCUGUGAGAAGGGGGACGCGUACAUCAUGGCUGAGACCGGAAAGGUCUUCAAGAAGGAGAAGGAUAUGAAGAAAGGCAUUGCCUUUCCCACCAGCGUCUCAGUCAAUAACUGUGUUUGCCACUUCUCUCCCCUGAAGAGUGACUCUGAAUACACACUAAAAGAUGGGGAUCUGGUCAAAAUAGAUCUGGGGGUUCAUGUCGAUGGCUUCAUUGCCAACGUAGCUCACAGCUUUGUUGUUGGAGCCAGUAAGGAGAACCCCAUCACAGGACGUAAAGCUGACGUAGUCACAGCGGCUCAUCUCUGUGCAGAAGCAGCUCUGCGCCUGGUUAAACCCGGUAACAAGAACACUCAGGUGACAGAAGCCUGGAAUAAGAUUGCUCAGUCGUUCAAAUGCUCACCUAUUGAGGGGAUGCUGUCUCAUCAGCUGAAACAACAUGUCAUUGAUGGAGAGAAGACCAUAAUCCAAAAUCCGUCAGACCAGCAAAGGAAAGACCACGAGAAGGCGGAGUUUGAGGUACAUGAAGUUUUUGCUGUUGACGUUUUGAUCAGCACUGGAGAAGGGAAGGCCAGAGAUGGAGGUCUGAGGACCACCAUUUACAAGCGGGACCCCAGUAAGCAGUACGGCUUGAAGAUGAAAACCUCCCGAACGUUUUUCAGUGAAGUGGAAAGACGCUUUGAUGCCAUGCCUUUCACUCUCCGGGCAUUUGAGGAUGAGGCUAAAGCCCGUCUGGGUGUGAUGGAGUGUGCCAAACAUGAGUUGUUACAGCCCUUCAGUGUACUGCACGAGAAAGAGGGAGAGAUUGUAGCUCAGUUUAAAUUCACAGUGCUGCUCAUGGCCAACGGGCCUCACAGAAUCACCAACGGACCCUUCAAUCCAGAGUCCUACAAGUCAGAGCAUGAAGUUCAGGACCCAGAGCUGAGGACUUUACUACAGAGCUCUGCAAGCCGUAGAACACAGAAGAAAAAGAAAAAGAAGGCUUCAAAGACGGCAGAAAAUGCAACUGGUCAGCCAGCUGACACCGAAGCAGCAGGAUAAAUUGUACUAAUUACACACUGCCUUUCAACACAUGCAAGACCACACAGAGAAGCAAGAGAAGACACAACAAACUGCUCCACACUGUCUGUCAGUCAUUCCCCCUAGUGUUAAUUACACCAAUUAAACUGAGGAAUUCAUGAAAAAUGUUGGUAUUGAAGGAUCUUGCGUGGACGACAUGUUUAACCCUUUGCAGCAUUGAAGAAAAACAUGAUGCAUUCUCGCCUAAUUUAAACAGGAAUUAAAGACUAUUUGCAAAUCAUUUAGAAUUGACAUGUUGCCAAAUGAUAAAUGUGUAAAUUGAGCCAGGUUUUGUAAAUUUAAAAAUGUCUUGGUUCUCUUCAUGUUUGAACUAUUUGCAGAAGACAUUUAGUUUUCAGUAAAACCGAAGCUUCCCCAGUGUUUUUAUGGGAGUUUGUGUUAUUGACACCAAACUGAGUAAAAGGUUAGUUAAUAGAUAAUGGUGUCAUAUUUGUUAUCUCAUUGUCAAGACAUCUGUUUGUCUGAGUUCACGAGGGACUCACUGUUUCUUCAAUGUGACAUUUCAACUGAAGUACUGCAUGUGCUUUUCCAUUGGCAACAAAGUUAUUUUUAUUUGUAUGUUUUUCAAACAAUAAUUUAAAAUUAUACUUGAUCUUAUGUUUUAUUGGAGGUUAAACGAUUCACAUACUUUUGUGUGUGAAUCAGUAAGGAUGAUAUUACAUUGUUAAAGACCAAAAGCAUUUCAUAUGUGUCUUAAUCUAAAUUUGUCUUGAUCACACCAUGCAGUAAAGGGUUGAAUCGUGAAUUUGUCCCGAUGAUGAACAACGGCAACUCCAUAAAUGUAACUCAACAUUGAAAAGGAAUGUAUUACACAAGUUUGUUUUGCUACAGAGUUAGUUGUAGUGAGGGAUUACAUUUACCCUUCUAUCAUCAUGACCUGAUGACAUGUUUUGAUGAAACUAAAAGUUUUAGUCACUAGAUGUUUUUAAGGUAAUAACCCGAGCAGAAGACUAGAAUAUUUAACUGUAAAAAAAACACACACACACACACACACAAUUGUCAUGAUUUUUGACUUACAGGAAUAAUAUGCUACGUUUACUGCCAUUUCCCUUUAACUUUAUGAAAAGGUAGAAACCUUCAAGUUCCAGUUUUGAGAGCCUUUUCUAUUUGUGAUACAUCAUUCAUAUUGUGACACCUGAGAACAGAAGCUAAGCUGGACCAGUGACAAAUCCUCUAAGGUCGGAGCUUCAUCUAAAGAACAGUGACUGUGUUGAGUUGGGUUUGUCAACAGUUCAAGGUGUCAAGAAAAGUGAAAUUCUGCUUUGUUUGGUCAGUGGUUGAUGGAACUUUACAUCGAAUGAAAUAAAAACAUUUUCAUAGGUU
Messenger RNA from Limanda limanda (common dab), 2592 nucleotides. RefSeq names its product proliferation-associated 2G4, a (gene pa2g4a). The record is from RefSeq and is a predicted model, not a curated record. Lineage: Eukaryota; Metazoa; Chordata; Actinopteri; Pleuronectiformes; Pleuronectidae. The transcript is spliced from 13 exons. Bases 58 to 1230 code for a protein of 390 amino acids.